UUGGAGAUAUUCGGGUAUUUUUCUCCCUGUGUAUAAUAAUUGUAACGCGUCUGUGCGCCUCUGCAACCCCGGCUUCUCGUCAUCGAGGGCGGCUGCAGCGAAGAGGGGCUUCAUCAGUGUCACGAAUCCGGUUUUCCCCAACCCUUUGCCGGCAGAGAGGGUGGGGAGGACCGGGGACAGGGUCAGUGGAAGAUUUCCUACAGCUCGGCUGGACUCUUGAGGACGCACAAGCCACUGUAUCCAAAAACCUCUGGAUUUUAUCUACUGAAGUAGGCCGUAUCCCGAUCAAUUUGCAUAAUAGCGGAACAUAAAGGCAUGCGCUCUGGUCUUGUGCCCAUUGUCGCUGGAUGGGUUCAUAUUGGCCGCUGGAGCCUGCCUCCCUCAAAACAUGUCACCACCCUGCUCCCACGGCUAACAAUCAGGGCCUAUUUUCAGUCCUGAAGCGGUCUAGUCUGGUCUUCACUUGGGAAAAUAUCUCUGGCUUUGAUAUGUGCACAAGAGACAAGCCAAUGUGAGCUCAGCUGCCGUUCAGCUCUGUCGAUUGACUUGGCAACUGUCCGCUGCACCACUCAGAUUGUCCUCUCCAUCCAGUCACAUUUGUGUUCAGAGAGUCUGCCUACCAUCAGUCAGUUUUCUCCUGUGUUGGUGUAGUCUGAUGGAUCAGUAUGUCUACCACUAAUAAUAUCGCCCAGGCCAGGAAACUGGUGGAACAGCUGAGGAUUGAGGCAGGGAUUGAACGCAUUAAGGUGUCUAAAGCAGCAGCAGACCUGAUGAGUUACUGUGAGCAGCAUGCUCGUAGCGACCCUCUGCUGGUCGGGGUUCCCACCUCCGAAAACCCUUUCAAGGACAAGAAACCCUGCAUCAUCCUAUAGCUGCGCUACGCUCCUCCUGCCCUCACACUCACACACACAUACACAGACAGACACACACUCACACAUUCAGUACUUAAAUUGAUCCCCAGACUUCCCCAGACACACACAUGCAGACACACACUUCAAGCAGCCCAUCUAGCAUACAUACACUCAUAGAAACACACACACACACACACUCCCAAAAUAGCCACUCUGGAAAAGCGCCAUACCCCAGAGCCACAGCUAGGGGGCAGGUAUCUUGUGCUCACAGUGGCUGAGAUCAGUAUAUCACUGAGUAUGAUCCAAGGUGCUUUGGUAAUAUUCACAUAUGCUGGUAAAUUAACUACAAGUGUCAGCUUAACUUGAAAAGGGAUUUGGACAUUAAUAAUUAGUAGGAAACCAGGAUUUCGUUUUUCUUUUGUCAUGAAAUGAGGGGCUGGGUAAAGGAUGGACAGCAGUGCCAUAGGCAAGGAGCGGGAGGAUGCAUGUGGGCAACUGAAAUGGUCGGUAGGCGCUCCUGCCAAUCGUGCCAAACACGACCUAGUGUCCCAUUAAAAGCUGAAUAAAUGCUUUUUAUUUGAGGCAGUUAAAAAAAGGUCUGAGAGCUUUUGCCCUUGAACCUGCCCAUGCUAGAUCAUGGCAGGUCAUUUUGGAGUGUGUGGCUGAAGCCUUUGCCUUUUAUCGGGCUAGCAUGUUCCAACCCAAACCUGUACCAACAGACCUUCUCUGCCUGUGGCCUCACUAAGGCUGUUUGCAGCCUUUGGCCAAACCUCCAUCUGUGCCAUCAUGUACAGAAAGCCGUCUCUAGAUGCUGAUCUGCCGUCACAGAUUCAACUGCAGUUCAUUACGGCUGCUCUUGGUUGAAGUCGAUGUCUAAGAUGACCUCAGAUCUGCACCUAUGAGGGGAACAUAGUGAACUGCUCUACACAGAACUCAAGCUAUAAACCCUGGACGUUUACUGCAUUUUUCUUAAGAAAUACUUGUUUGUGAACUCAAUGUAUGUUUUGAUAUUUUGUUGAAGCAUUACUAAGAUAAUACUGUACGUCUUUUUUUCUAUUUUUUUGAUCGUUUUGCUUUGACAUAGGUGUUGCCCCUGGCUGAUCAGGUUUCUCUCUGAUGAAACUACAGGCGAUCUGGUCGUAGGCCAGGGGUUAUACCUGACUAGAUACCCGCGAGGAUCUUAAACAAACGUUUCUGUACAUCAAACCUCCCUGUGCUUUAAACCUGAGAGAGGGCGAGGUCGCAGACUGACAACACCACAUCAGUCUGUGAGGACUGCAAAGCUGGAGGAGAAAACCCAAACUUAAAAUGUAAAAGUGAAGCUGUCCCUUUCCUGCCUUCUCUACUUAUGUUUGAUUCUUUCAAUUGGUAGUUUUUAUAAGCUUAAGGAAAAGAAGAGAGAUGCAUUGGAAAGUGCAAAGAUGGAGGUGUUUUUUUUUUGGAUGCCUCUACAGUCGAGAAGCAGGGGUGCGUCUUGUUUUAAUGCAAAAUAAUUCUGGCUUUAAAUCCGAUUAGAAUAAGCAUGACCUGGCCUUACCAGUCUUUAAAGUUUCCAGUGUCCCCAUUAGACAAGCCUUCUUUCCGCGUGAGCUCAAACUGGUCAGGGACUGGAUCGGUAAGAGCAAGCAGCCCCCUCUUGGUUUCCUCCUCUCCUCCACAAUGCUCCUCCUCUAUGACAAACCAAACUUGAUUGUAAAAACUGAAGACGACGUGAGAAAGAAAAAAAAAAUGAAGUCAAGAGAAACAAACCAAGUGUAUAAACUUUCUUUCAGACAUGUGCAGAAGUGAUAAGUUGAAGAGUAGCUGUUUUGGGUUUAUUUUUGAGUUUUUUCUUUCUAUGGAGUCCAUGGAACCUGGUCAGUUGAGUAUUACCCUGUACAGUGUUUGUAAGAUACAAAAUCUAAACACAGAAUCCCCCUCUGUGGAUGUUGGAUUUUUUUAGUACUACUUAUUCUGUUCUGUCAGUCAGAAUCAUGUCUGUCUUCAUUUUUUAUUUUUAUUUUUUUGUCAUUCAGGUUUUAGAGGCCUGCGAUAGCGGAGGAUGGUUUUAACCACAUACAAAUACAAACGCCUGAUGAGGAUAUAUUGGAAUAAUGUUGAGAUAGAAUCAAACGCCCUGUUAGGUUUAGGAUCAUAUCCCGCUAGAGGAUGAAUCAACAUCGGACCUCAUUCCAGUGGCAAAAACCAACCUCCUGAUCUAUCCUUUAACACCAGACAAGCCCACAAGUUUUUCAAGUGUUGGUUUUGGUGGGCAACAGGCAACUAGGACAACACACACAUGCACAUUACACACGCUCCCUCUUUGCAGUUGCUUUUUAGGUUUGAUUGUCAAAGGUUAAAGGAGUGGUAGGCUCAGCAUUGAGCGCUGCUUUUGACGGUUAAUUGCUGAAAGAAGGGAGCUUUGUGCCAUCAUAUUUACAUUUGGGCAUUUAGCUGAGGCUUUUGUCAGGUGUAACAUACAGUGACAGAGCAGGGUGGAGACAUUUAGAAAGGACUUAUGGCUGCUGACGGACAGUGAGGGGAGUUGAACCUGCGCCUUUUCUGUUCUCUAAUCACUAGGUCAAUAUGAGCUACCUGCUAUUUGGGAGUCAGGAGUUUUUUGUCAGAGGUGAUGAGAGGUGCGUUUGCCUCUUGAUGAACAAGGUUUGAAAAGCAGAAAGUCUGUUGGAGACAACUUGCAAAAAAUGUUUUGUGUCUGUAACGUAAAUAUGAAGCUUCAGCCAGCAGCCAGUUAGCUUAGCUUAGCAUAAUGACUGGAAACAAAGGUAUCCUAAAUCCUAAUAAACGUGUGUAAAACGUGUAAAAAGUUUUACACGGGGCUGAGCUUAAAAGGUGUUGACUGGCUGUUUUUUUUUUUUAGUUUUGUAUGGUUUUGGAUAGUUUCCACCUGUCUUAAUUCUAGGCUAAGAUAACCUGGCUGCUGGCUUUACUUUCAUAUUUAAUGGAAAGACACGAGAGUGAUAUCAAUCUUUUUAUCUAACUCUCAGCAAAAAAGCAAAUAAGCAUAAUUCCUAAAAUGUGCAAACUAUUUAAAAAAAUAAUAAUAAUAAUAAUUAACAAUUCAAAUCAGGGUUAAAUUUCUAAUUAACAUUGCUGCUAGUUCACCGUAGGCAAGGGUUUCUGAUACAAAGCCCUGCUUCAUCAUUUAUUUGCCUUUUGUUCCUAACAGAGGGAGCAGGCCGUUCCCAAAGUACAUUGAGAGCAGGAGCUGGAAAAACGCCAUCGACAGGACCGAGGGUGUGCAUGUGCGUGCAUGCGGUGUGUGUGGGGGUGUCGGGUGCUAAUGUUUGGUAGCUAAAAAGGAUGAUUUGACAGAGCAGUAGGCGGAGAAGAGAAAACAGAGGUGCACGCAUUUGUGUGUGUGGUCUGUGUGUGUGCGUAUUUGUGAGAGCCAGUGUGUAAGAACACACAGUGCCUCUAGUGCAGUGCAGAGUGUCACAUAGUAAUGUUACAGUACUGCAGCCCUGCAAUUCCAGGUCAGGGUUAAUUUGACCGAAGAAGAGGUCAUGUGACGUCAUGUUGAGUCAGAACAGCAUGUAUGGCCUCCACUCACUCUUUCUAUCAGUCAAAGGUUAGUUAGCUCAUUCCAGAGAGGAGGAUUCAGUCCCGAGCUAAAAUUGUUCAGUUGGAGUGUGGGAAGCUAUUUUGGAUUAUGAUGGCCAAUAGUAACCCCAAUAAUAGUCAUAAAGCUGACAAAUUCAGUUCUUGGAAGAAGACUCAGCUUUUUCAGCUACAUUAUAUUAACUGCAGUUUAUUGUCACCACUCAUUUUAUCCUUAGCGACCUAAAGUCAUGUCAAACUAUACAUGUUGGGAAAUAUGCUUAUUUGCAGAGAGUGAGAUGAGAGGAUCAAUACCACUCUCAUUUCUGCCCGUUAAAUAUGAAGCUAAAGCCAGCAGCUGAGUAGCAUUCAGCUCACGCUCCACAACAUCACUCCACCAGGCCAAGAAAUAGUUCAGUUUAUAAACCCCUGUUUACACUCUGGUUCUUGUACAGGUUAAACAAACUAGAUAUACUGUAUUAAUCAGUGACCUUUAGAGUUGCUGGAGAACUUUUGUCACCUCAGAGAGCCUGACGUCUCAUCUGAACUAACCUCUCUUCCAUCGCCUGUUACUCAGUGCAAUCUCCUAUUCAGCAUUUCUUGCAUCAACUACAGCAAUUGCUAUAAGAAAUGGAAAUCCUUGUGAUCUCAGCAAGAUUGAACAAUAAUAACUUUGUGAGUGCAGAAAACACUAUAGGCAGUACAAGCACGGCAGCAGCAGCACUUAUGUCAUUGCAACUUGAUUUUUUUCCAUGCCCACAGUAAUUUAUCCAACUUCAUAGUUGUAAUCUUGCCUGUCUAUAAAACCUUUGCAGUGUUACGUACUCUCUGUCCUGCUGUUGGUACAGACAUGUGCUAGCAUGAGCUAACCACAAUAUGCUCAUGGACUCGGCUAUUCAGUCAAACCCUGACAUUUAGCCUGCAUUUGCAUAGGGUUUAUGGGAAAUUGUGCUUGAGCCACACAACAUAACGUUGAGAAAAGCUCUGUUAGCUUUGUUACAAAUGUCAAUGGGAUUUUGAAUGAGGCAUUUCACUUCAGCUCUCUUUAGCAUUGCUAUAGCCUAGUUCUCUGUACAGAGCCAGGCUAUAAGUUCCCCCCUGUUUCUAGUCUUUAUGCUAAGCUAAGCUAACCAGCCCCUGGCUGCUAGCUUCAUAUUUAGCAAACAGACUUGAAAGUGGUUUUGAUAUUCUCAUCAAACUCUCUGCAAUUGAUCCAUUAAGAAAUAAUGCAAAAUGUCAAAUGCCUUUAUCUAAUCUGUAGAAAUAAUGGAAGAGAUGGUUAGACCUGAUUUAUGUGAUAUGAAAAGUGAAUUUUCAUCAAAAUAAAAGGAACAAGCUAAAUAAAUAUGAUAACUAUACAAACAAACCUGACUGAAAACUCCAGUGGGAGGUAGAAAGUAACUCAGAAUUACUGAUUUGGGAUAAGUUCGUAGUGCAAGAUUGGGGAAAUAACUGAUUCAUUGUUUGGGAGAGAAAUGGCAGUUCCUUAUUUGCAAGGUGCAGCAGAAGAUUCACACAGCAUAAAAUAAGCAUGCAUACAUAUCAGCACACACACAUACACACACUGAUGUUGUCCUGGAGAUAUUUUUUUACCAUCAUUGUUUUUUCAAUCAUUCCAUUGCUGGUUGGGCUUAAAAUCAGAUACAGCCGGCCUAAAUCGCCGGUUUGGCUGACAGUUUGUCUGAUUGGUUGGUUGUUAGUUUGCCUUAUAGUGGCGUAUAUUGUGUUAAUGCUGGUCUUGGGGUUAUCAGAUCAACAGAAUGAACAGUGUUAAAGUGGAACACAUGGCUCGAGAUGGGAAUCCACUGUGUUGUGACACAAAGCGAGCCCGGUGAAAUUAAUUUCUAGUCAAGUGGGGAGAGUUGAGGCUCCUCACUGCUGGACUUUGAAAUUUAAACAUCACUGAAUCAGCUCUGAGCCCUUCCCGAGACUCAUCUUUUGUGUUCUGAUCUCCUGUGUAUGCAUACAGUAUAUGUAUCUUUUUGCCUUGAUUGAUUAUGAAGAAAAUAUAUCUAUUUUUUGUAACUGUUCUCUGAUGUGCCAUAACUCAUGUUUUCUUGCACACUGUUAAUAUUUUGUGGAUAUUGCUGUUAAAAAGAUGAUAUUGAGAAGUAGAUAACAUUAAUAAAAAGAUGAUAUAAUAACAAA
Dicentrarchus labrax (European seabass) is the source of this 6539-nucleotide messenger RNA. Its product is annotated as guanine nucleotide-binding protein G(I)/G(S)/G(O) subunit gamma-7. Gene Ontology annotation, molecular function: G-protein beta-subunit binding. The transcript is spliced from 4 exons. The record is from RefSeq and is a predicted model, not a curated record. Gene Ontology annotation, cellular component: heterotrimeric G-protein complex. The coding region runs from base 666 to 872 and encodes 68 amino acids. NCBI's taxonomy places the organism in Eukaryota, Metazoa, Chordata, Actinopteri, Moronidae. Gene Ontology annotation, biological process: G protein-coupled receptor signaling pathway.